Molecule: messenger RNA, 1761 nt
Organism: Diaporthe amygdali
Lineage: Eukaryota; Fungi; Ascomycota; Sordariomycetes; Diaporthales; Diaporthaceae
Exons: 2
Coding region: 1-1761 (586 amino acids)
Source: RefSeq, a predicted model, not a curated record
AUGACAUUCCAACAAGCCGAGUACAUGCAGGGUUCCAAUACCGGGGAAAGCUCUCAGUCAAAACUCCUAUCCCGCAACCCAUAUCUCGAGUCAGAAGACGACCAUCACGUCUCUCACGGCGUGGAGAAUUCUCACGAUCGAAGCCCCUGGUACGCUGAGGAGAGCACCUACGCGCCUGCAGCACACACCGUGUAUCACAACACAGGCAAUACGAGCAAUUCAGAGUCAUACGCAUACCCAUCAGAGCAUCCGGCGAGUCCAGAGGCGCCCCCUGUGCCAGCGCGCCCGGGCGGUGAGCCCUCCACGUGGUCGCAUGUUUCACCGCACUCAGAGAACCGACACUCGCCUGAUCUCGAGCAGCGUCCAGAUCUUCCACCAAGGCCACCUCACGAACAAGAUGACCACAACCGCUCGCCGGAACCCGUCGAAGAGCUCGAGCUGCUCCCGCCGCGGCGCCGGCUGACGACAGGUGAUAUACCAGUCACUACAGUAGGAUACACGAGAAACCCAGAGAAACUAAUCGCGUAUCUGAUCCCACUGCCCCCACCGUCCGCAAAAGGCCGGACCCUCGACGUCCCCCAGCGGUACAUGAUCUACACCCCACCAGCGCCCCACCUCCUGAAGCCCGAGGCUGGCAGCAAAGAGGGUAAGCGACACAAGGUGAAGCGGCUGGCGCAGCAGGAGGUCAAAAAGGCCAAGACAUUCGAAGGCAAAACGCUGUCAAUCCGCGGGCUGCAUUACAAGGCGAUUCGCGGGUGCGACUGGGCCGUGGCCGCCAUCAAGAGCUCGGACAUCACUUUCCUGAACCGCGUGCCGCGCAAGGAAGUCGGAGAGCUCGUCCUCAUCCACCCAGCCUCGGUGCUGGCGGACCACAGCCCAGCCCAGGUGCACACGGAGGUGGGCGCGCAGCUUCGUCGCACGCAGCGCCGGGCCGCGCGGGACAGCAUUCUCAGCACGCUGCUGUUCCCGCCUUCGAUCGCGAUUGACACGCUUGCGGCCGUGGUGUGGCCGUUUGGAGGUCUGGCAGAGAUUGAUGGCGUUUGGAUGUACGCUUCUUACCGGGCAUACCUGGCGGCGCGCUCUGUGACGCGGCGGAUGGACAACGAGCCUGUUGUGGAUGAGGAGGGCCAGGGUCUUCAUGAGCCAAGUAGGUCGGACAGGGGACUGAGCCCUGUGUCUGAGGAGGAUAUCUACACUGCGGGCAUUGAGACCUCACGUCCUGAUGAGGGUGAGUCUGGUCGCCAGAACAGCCGUAGGGAUAGCAGACAGGUGCACUUCGAGGAAAACCUUGACGACGAGGACGAUGAAGACUUGAAGAAGGCGACUGGAGCCGGUAAGAAGAAGGACAAGAAGAAGACUCUCAAGGUCCGUAUGGUCCCUGACGAUGCAAUGGACACGAUGGCAGCCUACUUCCAGGAGAUCUGCCACCAGAGGAACCCAAAAUCGUUCGGAAGCCCCGGAAUUCCCCCGACCAAGACGGACGUCCUGGCAAGCAUCGGAUGGUGGCCCGAUAGGAGGGGCAGAGCUCCUGGUGUGGAACAUGGUGGAGACUGGGAUGACGAGAACUGGCAGACACGACAGGUCAAGGAAGACCUGGACAAGGUCUUGACCAAGGCUGCGAAGUCCUGGGAUAAGUGGUGCAAGUCUUAUGCCCAGUAUCCUGAGCGAGCACUAAAGGAGAAGGGUCACAGCAGAACAUCCGAAGUCUUGAGAAAAAUUCGUGUAAAGAAGGACACACGUGGGCCACGCGUUGUUGUUUAA